Molecule: messenger RNA, 1480 nt
Organism: Styela clava
Lineage: Eukaryota; Metazoa; Chordata; Ascidiacea; Stolidobranchia; Styelidae
Source: RefSeq, a predicted model, not a curated record
CUAGUAACUAUUAAUUGAGUGAAAUUAUGAAUAAAACUAAUGAUUCUAUUGUGCAUGAAUUACAACUUCCUAACCUUAUAGUGAAUUCUGUUUUGACCGUUGUUUCGUUAUACCUACUCGUUGCGUUUUCUUUCUUUGAAUACACAACACGGUACUGGAAUGGGGUUGGGACCGAUGAGCGACAUAACAAAAUCGCGAGGAUUUUGCGUAUACUCUGCAUCGUCGGCAUAUCUUUUGCAUUUAUGCAUUACGUAUGUGAAUUGAUAGCACCAUUCAUGGUGGAUGCUUCCGCCUGUCAAAGCAUGAACAUCAUGUGGCUCCUAACGUACGCAUUGGGAAUUUUAACGGCCUAUGUAUUUUUGUGGCAACGACAGCACUGCUUAUAUGAAGGGCCUGCACUGAAGCAUCUAUUAAAUGGAUACAUCAAAGCCCUCAGCUGGAUUGUCCUAGGAUUUCUGAUUUUGAGCGCGGUCAUGGUGUUUCUCGCUGGAUCGAGAAUGAUUGCCUUUUCUGGUUGUAACCACAGUACCGAUUCUCACAAACUGAAACUGUAUGAAACAAUCCUUGCUAUAACCCUCCUGACAUUAACUAUCUUGGGACAAGCUCAACUUCUCGUGUUGUUCAUAAUACCGCUUCGUAGUCACACUUCCAAGAUUAAAAAAUCCGUUAACAGUGCUCAAAGAGAAACUUCAGAGUCUACAACGACUGCACCAGAACCAGAUAACCGUCGGAGAGCAAAUACCAACUCGUCUCCGACUACAAGAAAAAGUAUACGAAGAAAAGAAAGUUCAAAUGCCAGCAUAAUAUCUCUGGUAAAACGGUGUUUAAUUCUGUCAUCUAUCUGUAUGGUUGGUGACGUAAUUGCCGCAGCGGUUACCAUUUUAGAAGAAAAUGCAGCCGGUAAGUUGGCUUAUGAUAUCAAUCUUAUCGUCAACAUUUUGUGCUGCCUUGGAAGUUUUAAGACUUGGACUAGUAUGGUGUUUCCAUGGAAAAGAACGAGAAGAGCCCAAAAGACGAGGGAAAGAAUUGUGAGUGUGCGAUAUCUUCAUGCAGAUACUGAAACAUUUUCUAUUUAACCUUAACAGAAUACUAUACCUAACUACUCGAGCUACCAAGCGUAAAACAGACCAGGGAAGAGCGAAAUACGAGCCAGUCGGCAACACUUACUUGAAUAGCCCCUUGCCAGAUUUCUGAAGAAAUUCGUCUAUUUCACAGGAUUUAUUCAAAACUAUAAUAUCCACAAAAGACCCUUAGUGGUGUGUUUGUCCGAUGAUACUUAGAAUGCAAAUGUUUAUUUUUCAAAUUCAGUCACACGGGAACAAAUAAUGACUAUCUGUGAUUUUAUUUUUUAUUUCAUGCUUUUAACUAUAUUGAACACAAACUUGAUAUUUCUUGAAAAUGAACUAACCGUCGUAUUAUGUGACUUAGAAGGUCAUUCUCUGUGAUGUGACCAUUACAUAUGCAAAUACAAUAAUAUUAA